Molecule: messenger RNA, 3146 nt
Organism: Oreochromis niloticus (Nile tilapia)
Lineage: Eukaryota; Metazoa; Chordata; Actinopteri; Cichliformes; Cichlidae
Product: extracellular calcium-sensing receptor-like
Exons: 11
Coding region: 158-2695 (845 amino acids)
Biological process (GO): G protein-coupled receptor signaling pathway
Cellular component (GO): plasma membrane
Molecular function (GO): G protein-coupled receptor activity
Source: RefSeq, a predicted model, not a curated record
CCCUCCCCUGCACCCCAGUCAAGGCCGAAGCCAGAACGUGGAGUGGAUCCAAAAGCAGAUUCAAGGCGGAUGCACAGAAUGAUACAUCCCUCCACACACAUAGGCUGUGCUGGGUCACAGACAGAGUGGGUCAUCCUCAUUUUGGUGAAGAUUCUCUAUGUUACAGGGACGAUUUCAUCUAAAUGGCAUGCACAAGACUGGGGAUGUCAUUCUGGGUGGAUUGUUUCCAAUUCACUUUUUUAGAAGUGUUCCUGAUCUAUCUUUUACCUCAAAGCCACAACAGCCUACUUGCCAUGGGUUUUAUGAACUAGGAUUUAGGCUGGCACAAACCAUGCUUUUUGCUAUUGAUGAAAUCAACGGAAAUUCCAACCUGUUACCAAAUGUGACUCUGGGAUACACUCUUUAUGAUAACUGCGUUGAACUUGGAAUUACAUUCCGUGCAGCAUUGUCAUUAGUCAGUGGUCAAGAAGAGAAAAUUAUAUUACAUAAUACAUGUGUUGGAAAUCCUCCAGUCCUCGGGAUUGUUGGUGAUUCUUCCUCUACACCUUCUAUUGCCAUCUCCAGCAUCUUAGGCUUGUACAGAGUUCCUAUGGUGAGUUAUUUUGCCACAUGUUCCUGUUUGAGUGAUCAUCAAAAUUAUCCAUCCUUCUUUAGGACAAUACCAAGUGAUGCUUUCCAGGUGCGUGCUAUGAUUCACAUUCUCAAACAUUUCGGCUGGACUUGGGCAGGCCUGCUGGUCAGUGAUGAUGAUUAUGGAUUUCAUGCAGCAAGAUCCUUACAAUCUCAGCUGAGUCUGUCUGCUGAAAUUUGCCUUGCUUACGUUGAAGUUUUACCUUGGGACAAAAGCACAGAUGAAGUCAGGAGGAUUGUGAAUGUCAUGAAGAAAUCCACAGCUCGAGUUGUCAUUGUCUUUGCACAUGAGAGUCGAAUGAUAAAGCUUAUGGAAGAGGUAGUAAGGCAAAAUGUAACAGGCUUACAGUGGAUGGCAAGUGAAGCCUGGACAUCAGCUACUGUGCUCCAAACACCUCAGCUUAUGCCAUACCUGGGUGGUACACUGGGCAUUGCUAUUCGCCGAGGAGAAAUACCAGGGUUCAGGGAGUUCCUGUUACAAAUACGUCCUGACCUAUAUCACAACAAUAGCUAUGGGAAUAGCAUGGUGAAUCAGUUUUGGGAAUUCACAUUUCAGUGUAGAUUUGCUCCAGCUCCACCAGGCUGGUUGGAAGGUGGAGGUCCACUAUGCACUGGACAAGAAGAGCUUGAAAAUAAAGACACUGAAUUUUUGGACAUUUCCGACCUCCGGUCUGAGUACAAUGUAUACAAAGCUGUUUAUGCUUUUGCGCAUUCUCUUGAUGAUAUGCUGCAUUGCAAACCAGGAAAAGGGCCUUUCAGUGGGCACAGCUGUGCCACAUUGCAGUCACUGAAGCCAUGGCAGCUUGUUUAUUACUUGGAAAGGAUGAACUUUACCACACCAUUUGGUGAUCAAGUGUCAUUUGAUGAGAAUGGUGAUGCAUUGCCAAUUUAUGAUGUGAUGAACUGGUUGUGGCUCCCAGAUGGAACCUCUAAGGUUCAGAAUGUGGGUGAGGUUAAGAGGUCAGCUUUCAAAGGUGAAGAACUCAUACUUGAUGAAGACAAAAUCUUCUGGAACUUUCAAUCCAAAAAGCCACCUCAGUCAGUAUGUAGUGAUAGCUGUCCUCCUGGUACCCACAUGGUGAGAAGGAAGGGGGAACCCGAAUGCUGCUUUGACUGCAUCCCUUGUUCUGAGGGAACAGUCACUAAUAAGAACAACUCCUUGGAGUGUACCAGUUGUCCAGAGGAUUUUUGGUCAAACACCAAACGUGACCACUGUGUUCCUAAGAAGGCAGAAUUCCUCUCCUACCAUGAGCCUCUGGGUAUUUGUUUGACAGCAACCUCCUUACUGGGCACAUUUAUAUGUGCUGUUGUUUUGGGGAUCUUUAUCUAUCAUCGCAGAACACCCAUAGUGCGCGCCAACAAUUCAGAACUUAGCUUCCAGCUAUUACUGUCACUCAAGUUGUGUUUCCUGUGUUCACUGCUGUUCAUUGGACGACCCAGGCUGUGGACAUGCCAACUCAGGCAUGCAGCAUUUGGGAUAAGCUUUGUGCUGUGUGUCUCAUGCAUCCUGGUAAAAACCAUGGUUGUUCUGGCUGUGUUCAAAGCCUCCAAGCCAGGAGGGGGAACCAGUCUGAAGUGGUUUGGUGCUAUGCAGCAGAGAGGAACAGUUUUGGUUUUCACAUCUAUUCAAGCAGCCAUCUGCACUACCUGGCUUAUCACUUCCUCUCCAACUCCACAUAAAAACACCCAAUAUCACAAUAACAAGAUUGUUUAUGAGUGUGCAGUUGGGUCCACUGUUGGUUUUGGAGUGUUAUUGGGCUAUAUUGGCAUGCUAGCUUUCCUCAGUUUUCUAAUUGCAUUCCUGGCAAGGAAUCUCCCUGAUAGUUUUAAUGAGGCCAAGCUCAUCACAUUCAGCAUGCUGAUCUUCUGUGCUGUGUGGGUGGCCUUUGUUCCUGCUUAUAUCAGCUCACCUGGAAACCAUGCAGAUGCAGUGGAGGCAUUUGCCAUCCUGGCCUCAAGUUUUGGCCUGUUAGUUGCACUGUUUGGACCCAAAUGUUACAUAAUCCUGAUAAGACCAGAACUGAACACAAGAAAAGCUAUAAUGUGUCGUGGCAUUGAAUCAUAAUGUUUUCCAUACAGAGUUAAAAACCACAUGUGGAAAAAAACAUAUACAUAAUGAAUUGAAUUCACAGAAAUAUGUAGAAAGAUCCCAAGAUAAUUUGAAGUUUGUGUUAAUAACCUAUUAAUGCAAACUUCAAGAAGUAAACGUGUAGUAGUUUCUGUGUAAUAAGCAGGAAUUGGAGCUGCAAAAUGCAGGAUUGCUUGUUUCUUUUUAAUACCAAGAAUACUUUAAAAGUGUAAUGAUUACCUAGAAGUACCUGUGGUAAUUUCUAUGUAAUAAACUGUAUCUAUUGUUUCAAAAUGAAAGACUUCUAAGAAGUCUGAUGAUUAGCUGAAAUAUCUAUAGAAAAUGCAAAAAACACCUGAUUGAAAAACAAACAAUAAAAAAUUGAUAAAAAACUAGCUGGAUAAUAUUCUAUUUUAUCAUGUAUCACAAUAUGAAACAUAUCAAAGAG